Hemiscyllium ocellatum (epaulette shark) is the source of this 5392-nucleotide messenger RNA. RefSeq names its product endosome-lysosome associated apoptosis and autophagy regulator family member 2b (gene elapor2b). The coding region runs from base 125 to 3127 and encodes 1000 amino acids. Gene Ontology annotation, biological process: positive regulation of BMP signaling pathway. The transcript has 22 exons. NCBI's taxonomy places the organism in Eukaryota, Metazoa, Chordata, Chondrichthyes, Orectolobiformes, Hemiscylliidae. The record is from RefSeq and is a predicted model, not a curated record.
AAAGGAUUGGGUUUAUUUGUGGCACAGGGAGAGAGGGUGGAAGGCAGCCUGCCUGCCUGUGUGUGUGAGUGUGUGAGUGAGUGUGAGCUGGCUCUUGGUGAUUCCCUGCACAGCCAGCAGCCAGAUGUCUUUGCCAGAGCUUGCCCCUUCCUCCUGGGUCCCGAAAACCUUCAUCCUGAGUGCGCUGCUGGUCUCUGCUGUGGCUUCAGACCUCCGAGUGUGUGGCAAGAAUGAUUACCACUAUGAGUACACAGAAUGUGACAACACUGGGUCCCGGUGGAGAGUUGCCAUUCCUAAAUCUCCAGGGACGUGCACUGGAUUGCCUGAGCCAAUCAAAGGCAGAGAAUGCUCCUUUUCUUGUGGAUCUGGGGAGUUUCUGGAACUACAAAAUCAGAGCUGCAGUAAAUGUGCAGCAGGGAGUUACUCACUGGGGAGUGGCAUUCGAUUUGACGACUGGGAUACGAUGCCAGUUGGAUUCUCAACUGCAGCAGCCUUUGUUGAUGAGUUUGGAAAGAGUAUUACCGGUAGUGAAAAUUGCAAAUUAUCCUCCUGGGUUCCUCGAGGACGUUAUAUUGCUUCAAACAGAGAUGAUUGCACAGUUUCCCUCAUCUACUCUGUACACCUGAAGAAAUCAGGAAGGAUUACAUUUGAUUAUCAAUAUCUGGACAACUCCAUCUUCUUUGAAUUUUUUGUACAAAAUGAUCGUUGUCAAGAUACAGAAAUGACAGAACAAAAAUGGAUGCCUAAAACAGAAAGGGAUGAAUGGAAAAAUUAUUCAAUGGACUUGAAUACUGGGACAAAUGUCCUAUACUGGAGGACCACAGGAAUUAUGUUGGGUACAAAAAUAACCAAUCCAGUUCUCGUGAAAAACAUCCAUAUUGAAGGUGUAGCCUAUACUUCAGAAUGUUUCCUGUGUAAACCGGGAACGUUUAGUGAUACUGCUGGUUCCUCAGUCUGUAAGCCCUGUCCUCGAAAUAUGUUUUCUGGAAGAGGAGCCAGUUCCUGUCAGAAAUGUGAUGAAACCAAACAGUUUUCAGAAGAAGGAUCCAGUGAGUGCAAAGAUCGCCCACCGUGUACAAAGAAAGACUAUUUUCAGAUACAUACACGAUGUGACAAUGAGAGAAAGACUCAGAUCAUGUAUAAGUGGAUUACACCGAAGCUUUGUAGGGAGGAUAUGAAAAAUGCCGUCCAGCUCCCUCCGUCUGGAGAGAAGAAGCCUUGCCCACCGUGUAACCCUGGUUUCUACAACAAUGAGACUUCAGUCUGUGCCCCCUGCCCUACGGGCACAUUCUCAGAUGGAAUGAGUCCAUGUAAACAGUGCCCAGCUGGUACAGAGCCCACGCUGGGCUUUGAGUAUAAAUGGUGGAACACUUUACCAGUGAAUAUGAAAACCUCAUGCUUCAAUGUUGGAAAUUCUAAGUGUGACGGAAUGAACGGGUGGGAGGUAGCAGGUGAUCACAUUCACAGUGCGGUCGGAGGCUCUGAUAAUGACUACCUGAUCUUAAAUCUCCACAUUCCCAGCUUCAGCCCACCGACUUCAUCAGCACAUUCCAAUGGGAUGGAAGUGGGGAGGAUGACCUUUAUUUUUGAGACCCGCUGUACCGGAGACUGUCAGUUAUACUUCAUGGUGGAUAUAAACAGAAAGACGACAAGUGUUGUUGAAUCUUGGGAAGGUACUAAAGAGCGACAAUCAUACGCUCAUGUCUUAACGAAGAAUGUACCAAUUACUUACACUUGGGCUUUCCAACGAUCAAAUUCUCCUCAAGAGAUCAGAAAGUUUGUGAAUGAUAAUGUAAAGAUCUACUCCAUCACGGUGAGCAAUGCGGAAAAUGGUGUGUCUUCACAUUGCCGGCCUUGUGCCCUUGGCCCUGAUCAGCAGAGUUCUUCCUGUGUGCCUUGUCCAGUUGGACACUAUAUUGAGAAAGAGACAAAUCAGUGCAAGGAAUGUCCUCCAGAUACCUAUCUCUCAGCUCAUCAUGCGUAUGGUAUAGAGGCAUGCAUCCCCUGUGGACCGGGCAGCAAAAGUGAUAAGGAUCACUCAGUUUGUUUCAGUGAUUGUUCACUUACACACAUGCUGGAGAAUCGGACUCUAACAUUUGAGCUCAGCAAUAUCAGUGGUGUGGCUUCCUUCAUGAAUGGACCCAGUUUCACCUCAAGAGGAACAAAGUAUUACCAUUUUUUUAACAUUAGCUUAUGUGGGAAUGAGGGGAAAAAGAUUGCCAUUUGCUCUGAUAAUGUAACUGAUGUAACGGUCCAGGAUGUACACAGCGAUCCCAAUGAAUUGGGCAAUUCUGUUGCUUCUUUUGUCUGUCAAUCGACGAUCAUUCCCUCAGAUGGGAGGAGUUUCCGAACUGCACUGUCAUCUCAGUCUAUCAGUCUGGCUGAUGCCUUUCUAGGAGCAACUGUUGAAACAUCCAUUCAAAAUGUUACUGCGAAACCAGAGUACUUUCCUGCUCCUACAAACCACAUACCUGACAUCCAUUUCUUCUACAUGUCAUCUCUGUCAACAGCUUCAUGUGAAAAUGGCCGUGGAACAGUCAUAACAAUAAGAUGUGAUCCAGGAAAGGAGGGGAAAGGAGAAAUCUCUGUACCAAGUGGCUGUCCGGGUGGGACAUGUGAUGGAUGCACAUUCCUCUUCCUGUGGGCAACUGUCCAAGCCUGUCCACUCUGCACAACAGCUGACUACCAUGCAAUCGAGGGAGCUUGCAAAGGGGGUCUUCAGGAAACCACGUACGUAUGGAAGGAGCCGAAAGUGUGCAGCAAAGGUGUCAAACUUCCUGCAAAAAGCAUCGCCAACUGUGAGAUGAUAGAUUUUUGGCUAAAGGUUGUUGUAGGAAUCGGAGCUUUUACUGCAGUGCUGCUGGUGAUAUUGACCUGUUAUUUCUGGAAAAAGAACAAAAAGUUAGAGUACAAAUACUCGAGACUGGUGAUGAACACAAACUCGAGGGAAGUGGAACUCCCUGCAGCUGACAGCUGUGCUAUAAUGGAAGGUGAAGAUAACGAAGAUGAAAUUGUUUAUUCCAAUAAACCUUCCUUACUGGGGAAACUGAAAUCAUUAACUUCAAAGGACAAAGAAGAUAUUUUUGAGUCUGUUCAACUCAAGUCACCAAGAGCUCGCAAUAUAUGAAGGUGGAAAAUUGGCUACGGAAAUGUUGGCAGUAAUCCCUACAACAAAAUGCAAGCGUGUGUACCAGCUUGAACCAUGAAGACAUCUCAAGUACGACUGUACCUGAAAUACUACUGAAAAGAAACGUUUGCAAAUAGGAACUGUGUGAUUGCCUUAUUGUGCUAAUUGUAGGGAGUAUCAGACGUAAGUUGCCAAAUGUGAUAGACUCUGCUGGUUGCCAAACUGACAACAUAAAUCUCAGGAAGAGCUUAUAUUCAUUCUUUUUACUAUGUCACCAAUAUAAUUGGACAUGUUAUUUUUCUUCUACCAUUUGUGUGGUUUGCUAAGUUAUUUUUCUUUAUUCCCUUGUUUCUCCUUGCAGUUAACUGCAUUACUUUAUUUCCCAAAUUUUCAGUAUAGCUGUAUUGAGCUGGAUACUGCAACAGUAAGUUCCAUAAUUUAAAGUGAUGGAUUUAAACUCUGGAUUAUGUUUAUAAUGUACAAAGCAGCAGGUAAGUCCGUGUCUCAAUGAUGAAAAUAACCUUGUAAUGUUUACAAGACAGUGAACAUCACAUUAUUUUCUAAAAGUCCAGGGAUCAGAGUUCGAUUCCACCUCAGGAGACAGUCUCUGUGGAAUUUGCACAUUCUCCCAGUGUCUGUGUGGGUUUCCUCCAGGUGCUCCGGUUUCCUCCCACAAUCCAAAGAUGUUCGGAUUAGGUGGAUUGGCCAUGGGAAAAUGACAAUACUGUGCAGGGAUGUGCAGGUUAGGGGGGUUGGGGUUAACUGUGUGGUUACAGGGAUAGUGCAGGGAUGUUUGGGGUCUGGGUGGGAUGCUGUUCGCAGGGUUGGUGUGGACUUGAUGGGUCAAAUGGUCUGCUUCUACACUGUAGGGAUUCUAUGAUUCUAUGAAGGAUUCUGUGAAAAAUCCUCUAACACUAUCAUCUUGUCUUGAUUUGAUAAAACUCUUUGUAUUGGGAAGGUGAAACUUCCUGGAGUGUGCAUUGAACAUGAUUCAGUCUGUAUGUUAUUACAGAAAUUGAACAUUUGUUGCAAAUCACUAACAGACUGUUUAAAGUGUUGGUGCUGGGCUGUGAGAGCUGCUGCUCAAUCAUUUCUUCACUUGCAAUGGUUUUAAUUGACACUUGCUCAUUGUGCCCUCUUGUGGCUGAUGCAAGGUAUAGCUGGUCCAUGGUGUUCCCUGAAAGUCAUUUGCAGCCUGUUACUUUGAUCACCAUCCUUUAUGACAUUUUACACGUUAUUUCGGUAAUGUUUAUUAAUGCUUCAUUAUUUUCAAUUAUUGACAAUGAAAAAAGUAAUGCUGCAGAGUUGACCACAUUCAAUGUAUCAGUCGAAGACUGAUUUGUUUUUAGAAACUGCACAGAAACGCAGGCUUGUAGCUCUUUGAGAAAAGUUACUGAAACGAGGACCCAAUUUUUAAUGCUGUCUGUUGUAACCGUGAUCACUGUCAGAAAUCACUAAGGGUUGGGGCAGCAUGUUGCUAGGAUGAAACAGACAUUGGACUGUGGUACCAAAGGAAGCAGAAAAACAUUGUCACAUUUUUAAAAUUCAGUGUAUAAAGUACAUAGUGAAUCAAUUCAUUUCUGUACAGGCUGUGUAAGAAUUGAUCUGUGCAUUAAAUAAACAUUAUGGAAAGUUUAAUAGAUAGUUUUGCGACAACAGGGAACUGCUUAAUAACUGAAGAAAGAUUCUGAAGAAGUCCUAUCAGACUCAAAAACUUGACCUCGUUUUCUCUCCACAGCUGCUACCAGAUCUGCUGAGUUUCUUCAACAAUUUCUGUUUUAGUUUCAUAUUUUACAGCACUGAUUUGCUUUUAUUUAAUUAAUAACACUAUAUGCCCAGGAAAGAUCUUCUACACAGAUUGUUCCUUCCACCAACCAUCAAGUGGCAGCAAGUCUCAUUAAAACCAUUUGCAAAUGUCGGUGAGUGAAUGUAUUAAACAAGUUUUACUUCAUCAAAGUACUAAUUGACGUUACCCCUUUUCCUCUAGAUCUUGGUGAUGUUAUAUUUAGCAGUCAAGCUUAUCGUGUCACAAACUUGUCAACCCAAUCAAAGUUUUGCUUCACUCAUGAGCAAGGCAGAAUAGUCACAACCCACCCUUCAGGUGACCACAGAUACCUGUCGCUCUUAUAUAUAAAAAAACUAGCCAGGUCAGAAAUCCUUUCCAGGGCAGUGCUGUUUUGUAUAAUCAGAAGGAGUGACCGUGACUUUUGAUCCUCAGUUCUGAAGUGUGCAAUGUUUAUGAUAAUAAAUGUUUAUGAUAAUAAA